Molecule: messenger RNA, 369 nt
Organism: Pieris brassicae (large cabbage white)
Lineage: Eukaryota; Metazoa; Arthropoda; Insecta; Lepidoptera; Pieridae
Product: piggyBac transposable element-derived protein 3-like
Exons: 3
Coding region: 1-369 (122 amino acids)
Source: RefSeq, a predicted model, not a curated record
AUGAAUAACCGUCAAAAUGCGCCGCACAGGUUUAUGAACUUAGUCACGGCCGGUGUGUCUGGCAUCAUUUAUGACUUCUUUCUCUACGCGGGAGAUGAUAUUACCUUUACUGAAGAGGAAGAGACUAUGGAUGUUGGAAGUAAAAUAGUUUUAGCUUUAUCUAAGACUAUUCAAAAUAAAGCAAGUGUGGUCACAUUGGUGAGUUCUUUUGAUGAUGCAUACCCUGUCGAAAAUAUUAAACGAUUCAGGAAAGAAGCAAAAUCUCGUGUUGAUGGAAAAUGUCCUAAAAUUGUGAAAGACUAUAAUCGUCACAUGGGAGGUGUCGAUUUGGCAGACAUGCUGAUUGCAUUAUAUCGCACUGGAAUAUGA